CUUUGAAUCUGCCGCGUGAUCGGACCCUUCCGGACCCGGAAAGAACCGAACCCAGUUAACCCGGGUACGGGCACUGCAGGACCCGAUUUCUCUCUUUGAAGCUCUUGCGCAGAAACCAGCUAAAACCCAAAACCCCAUGCCGCUCGCACACCCUUCUGAAAUCUCUCAAACUCCCAAAAUAUAACAUCCAAUCUACAUCGAUUUCAGUAUAUUUUCAUCUUUCCAGAAAACCCAAUAAAGGAAAAGAGAAGAAAAGCACUAUCUCCUUCAGUAAAUGGCGUUGAGGACUGCUUCUUCUUCUUCUUCUACUUCAAGAAAUGCUCAAAAGGGUACUGAUCUCUUUCCAUCUCUUUCUUCUCUUUUCAAAGACCCACUUCAGAUUUCCUCUUCCAAUUCUAAAACUGCAAAAAAUUCAACUACCCAUCUUCAGAAUCCAACACAAUUCGAAGAUUUUGUUAAAAACCGGUGCCGGGCGGGACCUGUCAAGCUACCCGAUGCAAUGGGUCUCUUCGAUCAAAUGCUUCUCAUGCGACCAUCACCGUCCAUCUGCACAUUCAAUCUCCUGUUGGGGGCUGUCACCAAAACCAGACAAUACUCGUCUGUCCUAUCCAUGUACAGAAGAAUGAAUUCGGUUGGUUUCGAACCCGAUUUUUACACACUUAAUAUUUUGCUCAAUUGUUGUUGCAAUGCGAAUUGCGUCCGUUCUGGUUUCGGGGUUUUCGGGGAUAUUCUCAAGCGGGGCCAUGAACCCAAUUCGGUUACUUUCACGGCAUUGAUUAAGGGGCUAUGUGUAGAGGAUAGGAUUGAAGAGGCGACCGGCUUUUUUACGAGAAUGGUAGAAGUGGGCUGCCUGCCGAGUGUAGUCACCUACGGCACUCUCAUUAAUGGGUUAUGUCGGGCGGGCCACACGGGCCUCGCUGUCCGAUUGCAUCAUGAAAUGAUGAAAGGUUGUGGCAAGUGUAAGCCGAAUAUUGUGACAUAUAGUAUUAUCAUCGAUAAUCUCUGUAAAGAUGGGUUGGUAGAUGAGGCUCUGGAGCUAUUCUCAGAAAUGGUUGGCAGGAGAAUUUCCCCAGAUGUUGUUGUUUAUAGUUCUAUAAUUCAUGGCCUUUGCAAUGUGGGAAGGUGGGAAGACGCCACGAGACUUUUCAAGGAAAUGCUGGAUAAUGGGGUCUCCCCGAAUGUGGUAACAUUCACUGUGUUGAUGGAUGCAUUAUGCAAGGAAGGGAAGACAAUGGAUGCGUACGGAUUGUUAGAAGUUAUGAUUCGAAGAGGGGAAGAGCCCGAUGCCAUCACAUAUAAUACGUUGAUGGAUGGAUUUUGUCUGGAGGGUCGGGUUGAUGAAGCGGGGAAGAUCUUCGAAUCUUUGGUCAGUAGGGGAUGUGGAGACGAUGUUGUUAGCUACAAUGUGUUGAUUAACGGUUAUCGCAGGAGCGGGAGGAUGAAGAAGGCUAUGGAGCUCUAUUGGGAAAUGCUUACCAAGGGAGUCCGACCCACGGUGGCUACCUACAAUACAUUGUUACGUGGGCUUUGCCAGGAUGGGCAAGUUCAGGCUGCACACAAACUAUUCGAUGAGAUGCAUGACCGUGGACAAUGUGCUGAUAUCCUGACAUACACAACAGUGUUGGAUGGCCUCUGCAAGAACCAAUGCCUUUCUGAGGCAAUGGACCUGUUCCGGGCCAUUGAGGGUUUGAAACACAAACCUUCUUUGAAGAUGUUCAACACCCUCAUGGGCGGGAUGUGUAAAGCUGGGAAGCUUGAAGCUGCUAGAGAAUUGUUUGAUGAUAUUCCUCGUAAAGGUUUGGUGCCUGAUGUUGUAACUUACACCAUCAUGAUUAAUGGUCUCUGUAAAGAAGGGCAGUUGCAUGAGGCAAAUGCCUUGGUCUUACAGAUGGAAGAAAAAGGAUGUGAGCCAAAUGUAGUAACAUUUAACACACUUUUGCGGGGUUUUUGCCAAAAGAACGAGAAGCAUAAGGCAAUGGAACUUCUCCGUAGAAUGGUUGAGAGAAAUCUUGCACCAGACGCAUCCACCGCCUCUAUAGUAGUAGGUUUGUUAUCAAAUGAUGGAUGGUAUGAUGAGUGUUUUGAUUUGCUUCCAAAUUUUCUGCCAAAGCAACGAGGGAAAGGUGAUGUGUUGAGUAUUGAGUCUCUAGUGUCAACUUUUGAGGACCAGUCUUGUGGAAUUCUUGUUAAAACUCAGCAUACUUCUAAAACAAGCUUUUGACAUGAGAGCUUUUUACUGUCUCAAUGCAAUUUAAUUCUUUGCAGUGGCUUUUGGG
Magnolia sinica is the source of this 2276-nucleotide messenger RNA. RefSeq names its product putative pentatricopeptide repeat-containing protein At1g12700, mitochondrial. NCBI's taxonomy places the organism in Eukaryota, Viridiplantae, Streptophyta, Magnoliopsida, Magnoliales, Magnoliaceae. The transcript has a single exon. The record is from RefSeq and is a predicted model, not a curated record. Gene Ontology annotation, molecular function: protein binding. Bases 275 to 2221 code for a protein of 648 amino acids.